This is a messenger RNA of Anolis sagrei ordinatus, 696 nucleotides long. NCBI's taxonomy places the organism in Eukaryota, Metazoa, Chordata, Lepidosauria, Squamata, Anolidae. The record is from RefSeq and is a predicted model, not a curated record.
AUGUUGGCACAGAGGUGGAACCACCUCGUUGCACCAGGUAUCUGGGGUUUAACCAUCUUUUUAGUGGCAACUGCAGAGGUUCAAGUUAACCACAAUAUCCCAUAUUGUGUACCAGGACCCCAAGGUCCUCCUGGACUCAGUGGAAACCCUGGUCAGAAUGGAUUCAAUGGAGAAAAGGGAGAGAAGGGGGACCCUGGAGAACAAGGUGCUGCUGGAUCUCCUGGAAUCCCAGGGUUUCCUGGAAAACAUGGACCAACUGGACCAAAAGGUGAACGUGGAGACAACGGUACUCCUGGUCUUCCUGGGUUGUGCCAACCACAAAUGAAAUCUGGUUUUGCAGCACAGUUGGGGGCAAAUUAUCCAGUUCCUAAUGUGCCCAUUGCGUUUCAUAACAUAAUUUACAAUGAACAACAACACUUUGAUGCAGCUACAGGAGUCUUCACCUGCCAAAUCCCAGGAGUCUAUUUCUUUGGCUACAAUAUGGAGUCAACCAGGAAUUCAAAUAUCAUCCUAGUGAAAAAUGGUCAAGCAGUGGUGGCAACCUACCAGAUUACCCUAACUGGUUAUGAAAACCUAUCUGGAAGUACAAUAAUUAGAUUGGAGGAAGGUGAUAAGGUGUGGUUAGAAGUAAAACCAGAUUACAAUGGAAUAACACACACCAGUUACUUCUUGGGUUAUCUUAUAUUUGUGUCGUAG